AGAGCCUUUGCGUAUAUCAUAGCCGUGCGUCCGACUUCAACUGUCACACCUGUUACUAUCCCACGACUUUUAAGUUUUCUUGUCACUCCUUCCAACUCUUGCUUCAUCAUGCUAUACCAACUAUAUUUAGUCACCGUUCUUGUUGCGUGCGUUGACAGCGUAGUCUCCGCCCAGAAUUUCAGUCUCUAUGCCUAUGGUACCGGCAUCACGUCGGGCCUGCAGCUGUUCUAUGGAGAUGGCCAAGCCUACGUCGGCACCAGCGCGCCGUCCUUUCUAUCUCAAGCCGUGAACAUCACUCUCUCCAAGAGCGACGACGGCACGGAGUUCGUAGCCUCGCCGAACGGAACGGUGGACUGGACUUCUCAACCGACCAUGUACGUCGAUACCACGGACGGCGCCAUGAAUGCGGUCGGCUUCGUCGCGGGUAAUGAGACAGCCCCUGAUGGUGCGACUGUCACAGGCUUCGGUCUGUACGGAGGAUGGGCCUUUCACAGGGAUGACAGUUCGUCCAUCGAGAUGAAGUUCAUUGCCAGCCCGACAAAUGAAACAGAUGUCUAUCUGGUUAAAUGGAAUGCUGGAGGUACCAAAUCGGCAGAUGACGUUGCGAUAGCUUUAAGGACCAUGGCGCCUGUUGCUAUCUCUUCUUGAUCGAAAGUGGCAUCUUGGUGGGGGAACGGGGUUAUAUUCUGAGUGUCUUCUAUUGAACGGCUGCAAUGUCUUUUGAGUACUCCCAGAAAUGCAGGAGUAUCCUUUUAGUAGAGAAUGGGUAGCCAUCAACUCGUGAGAACGAUGCUGAGGCAGGUGUUGGUAAGGUGUGUGUGGCCUUCGAGCUGGAGAACCUCGCGGCAGGUCAAAACGUUAGGCCGGGUUCUAGUUGAAACAGCUCAUAUGUAAUUCUAC
This is a messenger RNA of Trematosphaeria pertusa, 900 nucleotides long. RefSeq lists its product as uncharacterized. Lineage: Eukaryota; Fungi; Ascomycota; Dothideomycetes; Pleosporales; Trematosphaeriaceae. The coding region runs from base 109 to 648 and encodes 179 amino acids. The transcript is spliced from 4 exons. The record is from RefSeq and is a predicted model, not a curated record.